UGCGCGAGGUGGUGCGUGCGAGUCAGUGUGUUGUGAACCUCGAGUGGGAAAAGGUCACGACAGUCGCGCUCUCCUCCGGUAUUGUGAACUGGUGUUUGUUUACUUUGUCAACUCGUGUUUCGUCGCUUCUAUGAUCUCCACGCCACUCGUUUUCCUCCUUCUCUUAGUCUCCUCGCCGCACCGCACAGGUGGCGAGGUGGCCGAGGAGUGCUCCGAAGCCGAGCUAGCCUUCUCUUGCCCCGAAGAUGAGGAACUGGCUAUCCGGGAAGCCUGGCUCUACGGCUCCACGGCCCGAAUCAUGGUGGACCAGGGCCAGGGAGACAAGUGCUACGUGCCCGAGUACAUGGUGUCUUACAAGCAGGGGACCAUCUUACAGUACAUCAACAAGCAAUGUGGAGGACAGCAAGAGUGCCACUUCAACGUUACAGCGCACGUCCCCAACGCUAUCGAGAAGAAGGACUUGUGGGAGGACGGAGUCAUGAGAGUCACCUACGACUGUCUCAAGAAAACAGACAUUGACAGGGUGUGCGGCAGUGACGUAAAUGCGCAGUCAGGAUGGUUGCAGAAUGUUGGUUAUCCUCAGUAUUACCUGGGAGGUAAUGGUCCCUGCACAAUAACCAUAAAGGUGGAUGAGGGCCAGCAAAUUCAACUCACACUGACGGAUCUUAGCAUAAGGGAUAUAGUCCAGCCAAAUGAGGAAGAAUGUCGAGAUAGUAUCUCAGUGACUGAGGGCAGGAAGGAACUGUUAAAAAUGUGUGGUGAGAUUAAGCAGCCAAUUACAGUAACUUCUGAGGGACCAGUUCUGAGCCUGAAUUUCAAUGCUGUCACUGAUGUAUUCCCAAAGCGAGGUUUUGCCGCUUACUUUGAAGCUUUGGGCUGCGAAUCACCACCUACUCCUCAGGAUGGUUACCGGUCAUUUCGCAAUGCAACUCAUGCUGAAUACUGGUGUUGCGUCCAUCAUGUAUUCCCAGAUACUCUAGAGCGACGCCGGAUAUUAAAAUGUAACCGCGGAAGCUCCUGGAAUGAUACAGUUCCUGACUGCAUUGAGCUUGAAGAAUUGCUGGAAGUUGGUAAUAUCACAGAAAAAGAGUUCACUGGACUUAUUAAUGGAUCUACAAAUGGUGCACAUGCAGAAAUGUAUCAAGAAGCCCACAUAGUAUAUGAUCUAGUGGUUCCAACAGUGAUUAUGUCUAUUUUGGUCAUAGGCAAUGUGGCCGUGGUCGUGCUUAUCAUUUACUGCCGCAGGGAUGUCAUGGAUGAGAGUUCUCGAAGUGAGGAGCUGGAAUCUAUCAAAGCAAAUCCUGAACCAACUGACACUUUAGAUUCAACACCGUGUAGUGUGUAGAUUUCUGCUGUGCUAAAUAUAUACCAUAUUUAAGGAAGAAUAUUGCUACUGGAGAAAUAAUAACAAUCAUUGUAAAAGAAAAAAUAUCUGUACAAUCUCAGAAUGUAUAAAUGGUGUUAUUUUUGGCCUACAAACAGACAAAAGGAAGAGACCAGUAAUAUACCAUUAUAAGUCCUAGUCAUUAAUACCUAUCUGUAAUGUCAAGCACUAAUGUAUAUGUUAUUUAUUUAACAUAUCUAGUCAUUAGUUGUGCCAAAUAGUUUUGGUAUUAAAAAAAAACAUUGUCCCCUAAAGAUCUUGUUGUUUUCCUUUUUUUUUUUUUUUUUUUUUUUAAUAAAUACAACUGAAACUAGGCUGCAUUUAGUGGACACUAAAUUAAAAAUGUAAUUAAAGAAUCUCUUAUAAGAUUACAUAUGAUAAGGAGCUGAAUGACCCACACUUCAACUUAUUUUUUAAGCAAAAAAAUUAUAUUCUUUUUAUGUAAAUCAAAUGGUUGAGUUCUUUACAAAAGAAGGCUUUACAAGUAUCAGUAAAAACUGAAUUAAAGUCCUUGCACUUAAAAUAUACAAGAGUCCAUCAAUAAAAUGUCAUAAAAAUCUUUCAAUUCCUGGGUGUAAUUUAUAUGUUCAUGUAUCUGUAAAAAUAAAAUGACUCUUAGCUAAUGAACCCUGUGGCAUAUAUAAAAAAAAUUGUCUAUCAGAACUACAAAAUCUGUUGAAUAUUCAUUUGACUUUAUAAGUGAACCUUUACAAUAAAGGAUGUAUUGUGUACAAUAUUAAUUAUACCCAUUACAGAAAUGUAAAGGGGAAAACAGUACUUAAUUUUAUUUUUUCCUCAGCUUAGAAAUGGAUAGAUAUAUGUAAAAGUUUCAAAUUCCUCAAUAUUUAUAAACAUUUAGUCUUCUAGUGCAAGAUUCCCUUAGAAUACUGACAAGUUUUAUAUCAAAGAUAUACUUUUGUAAUGAAAAGGCAAGUCACAGGAGAAAAAGAAAUGUACUAUAGUAACUCCUCUCAAAGUAAGACGUAGCAAUUGCCAACCUUAAAAGUUGCAUCAGCAGUUGCUGCCAUAUAAAGUAAGUAUAGUCAUGGUGCUGCUUCUUGUAAAGGGGUUUACUAAUGAUGAUGCAUUAUCUCUAUAGUAAUCACAAUGCCUUUUUAUCAUUUGACCAAGAGUUUGAUGCAUUGCUAUCAUUAGUAACCUUAAGCAGUCAGCACCAUGGUAAAAGCUUUUACACUCAAGGUUCUCCCUCCAAUGUCUUGCUGUAAGAGGGUUAAUAUUGCAUUUCUGCAUGAAAGUCAUAUUUGCCUAAUGCGUCAUAAAUGCACUUUAAAUAAAUGCAUUCUCUCAUAUCAGAUCUGAAAGGUAACAUUUGAUAUCAAAAUAAGAAAUAAUCCGUACAUAUACAACACUAAACUAGUUGCAAGUGGCUCCCAAUUCAUAUUACAUACGCCUUUCAAUGGUUGACAUUAGUAGUCUCUAUGAAAGAUUACAAAAACAAAGGAUUCCAGAAAUUUUUGAAUAAUGUUUCACACCUUUUUACUCCUUUGUUAACUUUAAAAUAAAGUAAUACAUAUUGCAUAUAGUAAAUCAAAACCUUGGGAACCACUGCACUAGAUUCUCACAAGAUUUUUUUUCUUUACAUAUGAGCAUGAAACACCAUUUCUUCCUUUUCUGUAAUGAAGAAUUUUGAUUUGUAUUACCAAAAUUCUAGAAUGAUUUCCACUCUAUCCUUGCCCAAUACAAAUUUUGGUCAUGAUAUUCUUUUAAAAAUUUGCUUCAUCAGUUCAUAUUUAUUUAUACUUUGCUUGUUUUUUAUUGUUGGGUGAAUCUCAACUAUGAAAUACAUGACAUAUUAUCUUCAGUAUAAUCACAGCGUCAAAAUGCCUUAAAAAUCAGGACACUUUUUGGCUUGCAUAGAUAUCACAUUAGAGAAAUUUCUUUUAGCACCAAUGUAUUAGAAAAUGCUACAGUAUUGCUUCAUCUUUUGUUAUUAAAGUUUUCUCUAAUAUGCAGGGUAUGACAUCCACACAAGCUGAUCUAUCACCAUUAUUCUUUUGGGAUUUCGCUUUACAUUUUGUAAAUUUAGUUCUUUUUCUCAAGAAUCUCAAUUCUGUAAUUACUUUCAUCUGUUGUCAUUUUGAGUAUUGUUCUCUCCAGUAUGAUAACUAAAGUGUAAGAGACCUUUCACAGUGAACAGGCUACUGUUUUGUAAAUGCUGCUAUAUUUUCUCAUUAGUUUCUCCUCAGUGAAUAAAAAUUGUCAGCUUAGUAACAUAAGGUCAAAUGAAAAUCACCGGUUGAAAUGUCAUUCCAUAUAUUUUAAGUGUAUAUUAUGUACAUAUUUUAUAAAAAGAGGUCAGACUUG
Molecule: messenger RNA, 3709 nt
Organism: Penaeus chinensis
Lineage: Eukaryota; Metazoa; Arthropoda; Malacostraca; Decapoda; Penaeidae
Exons: 9
Coding region: 131-1345 (404 amino acids)
Source: RefSeq, a predicted model, not a curated record